Molecule: messenger RNA, 720 nt
Organism: Didymodactylos carnosus
Lineage: Eukaryota; Metazoa; Rotifera; Eurotatoria; Philodinida; Philodinidae
Source: the annotation of a GenBank genome assembly
AUGUUACAAGUAUCUCCGGAAUUUGUUGGUGCUUCUCAGGUAACUCGUGUUGGAAGAAUUAAUCCUGAAGAAGGCAAAAGUCGAAUAUUUGAUCGACCCGAUCUUCUCAAUAAUCAAACUCGUUUAAUAUUAUCGGCUGAUAUGAAACCAAAACGUUUAAUACGUAGUGCUUCACGACCCAUUUCAGCAGGUCAAAAUCUAAAUCGAAUUAAUUCCGCUUCAACUGCUAUUCUAGAAGAUGAUCUAGACGAAGAAGGUGAAGAAUUAGAUCGUGAUGGGGAUGAUGGUAGUGAAUUAGAUGAUGUAGGUGGGACAACACUUCACCGUCAACAUUCAGCACAAAUUGAUUAUGAUACAGAUAUUGAACAAGAACGAGAGCCACUACGUGAUUUUUCUUGUAAAGGUUUAUAUUUAGAAGAAUGUAGAAAAUAUGGUGUUAUACCGUCGACUCAUUAUUUGAGAAAUUUGAAUAGUGAAUCGUUGAUCAUCCGUUAUUAUGGUAUGAAACCAAUAAAUGUCAAAGUCAUGGUGCCAUCAUUGAAGAUAAAUACAUCAAUUACAAAACUAGAUAUGAACGAGAAUGGUCUAGGUUCAAGAGGAGCCAUAUACAUUGCACAAUUGAUUAAGGAUAACGAAUAUAUAACAGACUUGAAUUUAUCGAAUAACGAUAUCGGAGUACAAGGUAAGACUCUCUUAAGUAUCAAAAAUUUUUUAACGUGA